Molecule: messenger RNA, 952 nt
Organism: Aureobasidium pullulans EXF-150
Lineage: Eukaryota; Fungi; Ascomycota; Dothideomycetes; Dothideales; Saccotheciaceae
Exons: 1
Coding region: 367-873 (168 amino acids)
Source: RefSeq, a predicted model, not a curated record
GAUGGAUGCAGCAGCAGCGGUGAGACUUCUCUAGCAAAGAAACUGAGGUCGUUGCUGAUAAGGGCUGCCAAUAGGGCGUCGAUCCGGAACAAAUACAGGUACUUUGCUGCAGGUACGGCAAACGGUGUCAGAGAGGAGACGAGGACUGAUAGCGCAGGUCUGUUGUUGUGUAUCCCCCUGGGGCUCCACGGAAUCUAGGAGGAAGAAAGCAAGGUGGUUUUGUAGGUAGAGGUGAACUCGCAAAGACCAGGUGCCUUGCCCACAGCACAACGGUAGUCAAGCCAAAAUAUAACGGGCUACUUGUGACCCCCCUUGUCGGGCUCAGUCACUGCUUUCAAGUGGAGCAAUUCGCAAUUUUGUCGACGCAUGACAUCUCUCGGAGCGGCCACGACGCAGUGGGAUAGAGUUAGCGCUUCAAGAGACCCUGACGAUUACCGCCUCGGCAAAACUCAUGUCUGUUCCGCUCCCCUGAUUCGCACAGCUUCUUCCAUGAAUAUCAAUGCACAGUCCAGACUGUUUCGUGUAUCCGCUCAGUUGAUCCGACAGAGAUUUUAUCCAAAAGAUCGUCCAUCUUCUCGCAGUACGAGUGUUAUUACGCACGAAAGAGCCGAGACUAAGCGGUACGCGUUACCUACGUGUUCUGCAAAGCCCCAAGGCGGACGACUAUCUCCUUCUGAUGUUCUUGUGUGCCAUAUCACGUUCGUUACACCACGAAUGGCACCACCAAAGUUCAUGUUGGCGCUUUAUCUAUGCGCAAACAAAGACCGUAUUGCGCGAUGCUUUGCUCAUGAGUCAUCGGGAUAUCCCUACCUAGCUAGAUAUCGUUCUACCCGGGCCCGUGAGCAGCGGUCUUCAGACUUCUGCCCCGCUUGAGUCACGACCAUAUCAGCCAUGGCCGCCGGCCGGAAGAAUGGGCUCUCCUCUCUGCGCUCCGUGAGUCUUCCGCUUCUUU